Messenger RNA from Macadamia integrifolia, 1834 nucleotides. Its product is annotated as caffeic acid 3-O-methyltransferase-like. Bases 680 to 1738 code for a protein of 352 amino acids. NCBI's taxonomy places the organism in Eukaryota, Viridiplantae, Streptophyta, Magnoliopsida, Proteales, Proteaceae. The record is from RefSeq and is a predicted model, not a curated record. Gene Ontology annotation, molecular function: S-adenosylmethionine-dependent methyltransferase activity; O-methyltransferase activity; protein dimerization activity. The transcript has 4 exons. Gene Ontology annotation, biological process: methylation.
UGUGGGAAUCAAACGAUGAGAAACGCUUAGGCAUACAAUCUUUCAGCUAGGGUGGUUUUUCCGCGACCUCCAAUUUCAUCUCCUGUCCCUUCUCUUAUUUUUCUCAUCUACAAUAGUUGUUUUGAUGUGAAGGUUGUCUCAACAAAGGUUUACCAGGAAAAAGAAAAAUGGGUGGUGUACUCCGCACGCAAGCCAACCGCCCACUCAUGCUUGUUCAUUGAGAAAUGAACUCCGACAUGGUCACGGAAUUAAAAUAAUCCCUAGAUGACACCAUUGCACCACCAUGACACCAUUUAAUUAAGGGUUAGUCAGCCUAAGACUGUUGACUGGAAUUGGAGUAUUCUUGGCUAAUCUUGAUUGAUUACUGCUCUGGCAGAUGUCAUGGUUGUCGUCAUGGGUUUCCUCAUGGAGAGAGAGAGAGAGAGAGAGAGAGAGAGAGAGAGAGCUGUUGACUAAUUGCAAUGGACAUGCAAGGAAGCUGCUUGAGCUCAAUUGGGCAACCAAUUUUUAUACUCCUCCAUAAGGAUUACUUGCAUUUAGAAAUUAAAGAGUAGAAGAGAGAGGAGAGGCAGACUCAGGGUGAUCCAUCUGUGACCCCAAUAAUUAUUCCAACUUUGAUCACUGGGUGUUCGAUAUAAAACCUCAAUCAGUCAUCACACCAGAGAGGAUUGAAAGUAAUAUGGCUUCCACAGUGGAAGAAGAAGAGAGUGAAUUGUUGGCCAUGCAAAUGGUGAGUGCUUCUGUUCUGCCCAUGGUAUUGAAAACAGCCGUGGAGCUCCACGUGUUCGACAUAAUAGCCGAAGCAGGUCCCGGCGCAUGCCUCUCCCCUGUAGACAUCACAUCUCGGCUCCCCACCGAGAACCCAGACGCACCCCAUCUUCUCGAUCGUAUGCUGCGUCUUCUGGUUUCCCACUCUCUUCUCACUUGCACUGUCCUCAGCCAUGAUAAGAGGGUCUAUAGCUUGGCACCUGCGUCUAAACUGUUUGUUAAGAAUAAGGAUGGAGGGUCCUUGGCUCCCUUCCUGUUUUUUCUCCAGGAUCACGCCUUAAUCAAGAGCUGGUACCACUUGAAGGAUUCAAUUCUAGAAGGGGGCGAGCUUCCAUUUUAUAAGGCAAAUGGUGAAACCGCUAUAGACUACAUUGGGAAGGACCCUAAACUCAGUGAGGUUUUCAGAAGCUCAAUACUUGAAGCUAAUGUACUUUUGAUGAAGAAGAUGCUUGACACAUACAAAGGGUUUGAAGGUCUACGAGUUCUGGUUGAUGUAGGGGGAGGGACUGGACAAGUCCUUAGCAUGAUCAUCUCCAAGUAUCCAUCCAUCAAGGGCAUCAACUUCGAUCUGCCUCAUGUCAUAGAAAGAGCUCCCCCUUGUUCAGGCAUGGAACAUGUCGGAGGAGAUAUGUUUACAGGUAUUCCGAAAGGAGAUGCACUUUUUAUGAAGAAUAUAAUUCACAGUUGGAGUGAAGACCAGUGCUUGAAGUUGCUAAAAAAUUGCUACGAAGCAUUACCAGAUUUUGGAAAGUUGAUUGUUGUGGAUUUGAUUGCUCCAACCUCCCCAGAGACAAAUGUUGCUACCCAAGGCAUCUUGCAAAUGGAAAUGUUCGUUACAAGUAUAAUGAACACUAAAGGAAAGGAGAGGACAAAAGAAGAAUUUUCUGCUUUAGCAAGAGAAGCUGGAUUUGCUAGCAUUAAUGUGGCGUGUUGUACUUACACAUUCUCAGUCAUAGAAUUCUAUAAAUAGAUGUAAGGAAAAAGAAAGCUAUCCGCUUGUUUGUAUUAGUUACCACUCAUUUAGUUCUUGCUGGAAUAAAACGCUUACUAUGUUUCUCACACCUUA